AUGACGAUCACCUCCAAAGCUGCAUCGGUGCUGGGCUAUCGAGUGCUUCCAACAUCGAUAGUUGCUUUACUCUCAUAUGCAGCGGUUUUUUUCGCUCUUUUAUUUACGAAUUCGCUUUCGAGUGUGCCAACUCCAGUCAAGCAACGAGGCUUGGAUUUAGAGCAAGCGUACAAGGACUUGCACCACAUCGCAGCCAACCCACAUCCCUACAUUUCCCAUGCGAACGACAACGUCCGUGAAUAUAUAUUGUCUCGCGUUCUUUCUCUCGCGGAAAAAUACCCACAUAUACACGUCGACAACGACCUCUCCAGCAACGCCUCAUGGUCUGCCUCGCCCAAGUUUGGAGUAUAUUUUGAGGGCAUGAACGUGUUGGUCAAGGUAGAUGGCACGGCAGGGUCGUCGGAGGGUGCUGUUUUGUUCUCGGCUCACUUUGACUCAGUUUCAACUGCCACGGGGGCGACGGAUGAUGGAGCAGGAGUCGUCACGCUCCUGCAGCUUGUUGAAUACUUUGCGAAGCACCGUGCCAAAAGGACUGCCAUUUUCAACAUCAACAAUGGAGAGGAGGACGGCUUGCAUGGAGCACAUGCGUUUCUGGAGCAUCCAUGGUCAAAGGAGACUGAUACGUUCCUCAACUUGGAAGGUGCAGCUGCUGGAGGCCGUCCAAUUCUCUUCCGGGCAACAUCUAUGACUCCAGUUCGCGCGUUCCGCAACAUGAAACUCAUCCCCCACCCACAUGCCAACGUGCUUUCCUCAGACGCAUUCGCGCGAGGCAUCAUCCGCUCUUGGACCGACUUUUCAAUCUACUCCGGCCCGGGACCCACCGCAGGCAUGAAGGGCCUUGAUUUGGCGUUCUACAAAGGCAGGAGCAGGUACCAUAGCAAGUACGAUUCGGUACAGCACACGGUGGGUGGGAUCAAGAGUUUGUGGAGUAUGCUGGAGGUUGCUAGAGGUGUUGCGGUUGGCUUGCUGAAUGUGCCGUUCGACGAUAAGCUUAAGGCAGAGGCUGCGAACAUUGAUGACGACCCCGUUAUUUUCUCAGUAUUCAAGAGGGUUAUUGUUGUAUUCCACCUUACGAGCCUUUUGACGUUCAAUAUCGCAAUUCUCAUCGCCGGUCCCCUUGUGUUGGUUUUGCUCCUGUUUUUCGAAAAAUUCUUCCUCAGCGGCCAAGCGAAGCCUGUCUCCCGUCGCUCAGCAGAUACCACCGCAGAACCAGCGCCAAACACUAAUGGAGACCGCACAUCAAGAAUUGGCAAUUCACGUUUGAGGUUCUUAGCUGCACGAGCCGCUGCUUCACGCCCUUUGGUUCAGAAUGACGAUGAUCAGUCUGAUGUGGGCGAUGUUCGGUCGCCUGUGCAACUGAGACCUAAGAGCGGGGGUGUAAUCCAUACGAUUUGGAGCCAUGUCAAAUUUUGGUUCGCGUUCGUUCUGGCUGCUGGGCUGUUGGUUCUGCUUACGUGGGGGUACACCGUUGUUAACCCAUUUGCAAUCUACUCCUCGCCAUACCUUGUCCUUUUCGCGUUCAUGACCCUCACAUACCUCGUUUUAAUCUUCGUUCUCACAUUUCCGUCUUCUCUGCUCUUCUACCAUCCGAAGCCAUACCCAAACCCCUCUCAUUUCUUGCUCAAACCAGCACAACAACAGAAACACACCAUCUUUAUCCACCUGUACACGUUUACAUGGAUCCUACUCGUCCUUGGCACCCUAGGAAUCACAAAGCUCAACCCAGGUCUAGGAGGAGGAUAUCUCCUGACGGCAUGGAACUUCUGUGUGGGAAGUGGAGUUGUGAUGGGAGUUGUGGAAGGGUUGGUCACGUCUGCGGCAUGGAAAGGACACGAGGAAGUGGAGCAGCUUCCAGGCGAGGAAAGGGAUACCAGCACGCGUGCAGGUGACGCGGAUGAUGAUGAGUCGACACCUCUUCUUUGGAGAGGGCAAGAAGGUGAAGAUGAAAACGAGGGCACUAUGGGCAGGAGCAACAAUGCGGCGUCUCAGCGCCAGCGGGUCAGGAAGAGGGCGAGUAAGCGGGAAGAGGAGGGUGGGGCGGGUACAUUGGCGAGUUGGUGGUGGAUACCCCAAUUUUUGGUAUCGGUGCCGCUCCCUGUUAUACUUUGGGGCCAUGUAACAAUGUUGCUGCUGGAUGCCGUUCCGCAGACGAUGACGGACGGUGCUUCGCCCUGGAGUGUGUAUGCAUUGGUUCUGAUGCUGGCGCUCAUUUUGGUACUCCCUCUUGCGCCAUUCGCAUACAAGCUCCGGCCUAGUCGCCUUCUUACCUAUCUCGUGCUCACCAUCUUCAUUUCCUCGACACUCUACACGAUGCUCGCCUUCCCUUUUUCUGUUGACGCUCCUUUGAAGGUAUUCUUCCAGCAACGCGUCGAAUUUCCGUCACGCGCCCUGUACGACACUUUGAACCCUGAGCUCAGGCCAAGAGUCGUCACAGCCAUAUCGGGUCCGCCGAAGUAUAUAGUCAAGUCCAUCAUCGCAAGCUUACCUUCUGCUCAAGGAAAGGAUGUAUUUUGUAGGGGAGAGGAAAGUAAAUUAGGGCUUUUGUCAUGUGAGUGGGAGGUCGAACCGAGGAUGUGGCCUUCACCUGGAACGUACAUACCCCCUGUAUCGUCAACCGCCAGUGAAAAGGAGAACGUAGUCGAUGUGGAUCUGGAUACCGCAAAAUGGGAUGUAGGCCAGCUGUUCAAGGCUUCGGUGAAGAGAAAUGGACCAUCUACGGCUUUGGUCAGUGUAACAGGACGCAAUACCCGCUCGUGCAGGGUAUACUUUGACAGCGGGCCUGCAUUUGAGUAUAAUGUUUGGCCUGCAUCGAGCGCGCCUCGUGCUACUGUUGGUGCCGAUCAAAACACCAAGCAGCAGAAACGUACGGAUCAGGCAGCAUUUACAGCACCUCCGAAGACACAUUUGCAAGAGGGAUAUCAGAUUGGCCCCGCCGGGAUCAAGGAGCUUCGUCUUUGGAGCAGGACGUGGGAGAGGCAAUUUAAAGUCGAAGUGGACUGGAAGAACGAGACGGAUAUUGGCACACCCGGUAUGCAUGGCCGCAUUGCAUGCGUGUGGUCUCAAUAUGAGAGCGGGAUGGUGGAUAACGGGGCUCUGUAUGACCCUGCUACGGAUAAUCUUGGAAUUGGGACCCUUGCGGCGAGGGCAAGGCUCAUGAGAGAGGAGGAUAGGCCAAAGAUCCCGGCGUUCGAGGAAGUUUUGGCGUUCCUCCCUGAGUGGGCUACUGUGUCCAAGCUGACGGAUGGGUUGGUGGAGGCUACUGUUCCCUUUUCCGUAUGA
Messenger RNA from Psilocybe cubensis, 3279 nucleotides. RefSeq lists its product as uncharacterized. Lineage: Eukaryota; Fungi; Basidiomycota; Agaricomycetes; Agaricales; Agrocybaceae. The record is from RefSeq and is a predicted model, not a curated record. Gene Ontology annotation, molecular function: metalloexopeptidase activity. The transcript is spliced from 6 exons. Gene Ontology annotation, biological process: proteolysis. Bases 1 to 3279 code for a protein of 1092 amino acids.